Cynara cardunculus var. scolymus (artichoke) is the source of this 3771-nucleotide messenger RNA. Its product is annotated as exportin-T. Lineage: Eukaryota; Viridiplantae; Streptophyta; Magnoliopsida; Asterales; Asteraceae. The record is from RefSeq and is a predicted model, not a curated record. Gene Ontology annotation, biological process: tRNA re-export from nucleus. Gene Ontology annotation, molecular function: small GTPase binding; tRNA binding. The transcript is spliced from 16 exons. Gene Ontology annotation, cellular component: nuclear matrix; cytoplasm; nuclear pore. The coding region runs from base 312 to 3278 and encodes 988 amino acids.
GUGAUUAAUCGAUGCGUUCUUGAAUAAACCUUCGUUCUUCAGUCCCCCCUCACAAACUCAUCAAAAACCUCACCAAAAUCCCCAAUCUUUCUUUAUAACCCUUAUAUGUUAAUUUGGAACCAUCAGAAACCCUAAAACCCACAAAAAAAUUGCUUUUUUAUGUUUCCAUUUUUUCCGUAUUUGUAAAGAAACCCUAGUUUUUUGAGAACCAAGAUCGGUUCGCCAGAUAUCAAAAAGCUUCUUUUGUUCGGAAAGAGUUCUCCGAGGAGGUUUUUAGGGUUUAUUGUGUACGAUUGUCUGAAUUGUACUCCAUGGACGAUUUGGAGAAGGCGAUACUCAUCAUCUUCGAUGAAUCGGGGACAGUUACAUCGGAACUGAAAUCACAAGCGAUUGCAUUCUGUCAACAAAUCAAAGAUAAUCCAUCUAUUUGCAGUAUUUGUAUCGAUCGAUUGUGUUUUUCGAAACUGGUUCAAGUUCAGUUUUGGUGUUUGCAAUGUUUGCACGAAGUUUUGCGUGGUCGUUACUCCGGAAUGAGUUCCGAUGAGAAAUCGUUUGUGCGGACGUCCGUGUUCUCCAUGGCAUGCUAUGAAUCGCUCGAUAAUUCCAAUUCUGUUAAGGUUUUAGAUGGUCCUUCAUAUGUGAAGAACAAACUUGCUCAAGUGUUGGUCACUUUGAUCUAUUUCGAAUAUCCCUCAAUUUGGUCUUCGAUUUUUCUUGAUUUUUUGCCUAAUUUGAGCAAAGGUGGGGUUGUGAUCGACAUGUUUUCUCGAGUUUUGAAUGCUUUAGAUGAUGAAUUGAUUAGCCAAGAUUACCCACGAACUGUAGAAGAAGGUGCAAUUUCUGGGAAAAUUAAGGAUGCAAUGAGACAACAAUGUGUAGGUCAAAUAGUUCGAGCUUGGUACGAUAUCUUGUCGUUAUAUCGGAAUUCGGAUUCCGAAUUAUGUGCAUUUGUUUUAGAUACAAUGAGGAGAUACAUUUCGUGGAUCGAAAUCGGUUUAAUUGCAAACAAUACUUUCCUUCCUUUGUUGUUCGAACUGAUUUUGGUCGAUGGAUUACCGGAUCAGCUUCGAAGUUCUGCUUCCGGUUGUGUUCUUGCUGUUGUUUCUAAGCGAAUGGAUUCACAAGCUAAGCUUACUCUUUUGCAGAGCCUUCAAAUGAGUCGGGUUUUCGGUUUGGUGGCAGGUGAUGGUGAUUCCGAGUUUGUAUUAGGGAUAGCAUCUUUACUUACAGGGUAUGCGUCUGAAAUUCUUGAUUGUUUGAAGAAUUUGAAUGGUGAUCUUAAACGGGCUUCGGUUGAGCUUUUAAAUGAAGUUUUGCCAUCGGUUUUCUACGUAAUGCAGAACUGUGAACUCGAUACUACGUUCAGUAUCGUUCAGUUUCUUUCCGGAUAUGUUGCCACCAUGAAAGGCCCGUCUCCACUGACGGAAGCUCAACUUUUUCAUGUUGGGCAGAUAUUGGAGGUGAUUCGUAUGCACAUUCGGUUCGAUCCCAUGUAUCGUGAUAAUCUUGAUGUGUUAGAUAAAGUAGGGAGUGAAGAGGAAGAUCGAAUGAUCGAGCAUCGGAAAGAUCUUCUUGUUUUGCUUCGAAAUGUAGGCCGUGUAGCACCCGAUGUCACCCAAUUAUUCAUAAGAAACUCACUUUCGAGUGCCGUGGGGUCUUCGCUCGAUAUAAACGUUGAAGAAGUCGAGGCUGCUCUUUCGCUUUUUUAUGCAUUUGGGGAAUCGCUAAGCGAAGAGGCUAUGAGAACCGGAAGUGGAAUCUUGAGAGAACUUGUGCCGAUGCUUUUAUCGACCAAAUUCCCUUGCCAUUCAAAUCGGCUUGUUGCACUCGUUUAUCUUGAUACAAUCACGAGAUACAUGAAGUUUGUUCUCGAAAACAACCAAUAUAUUCCAUUAGUUUUAGCCGCGUUUCUUGAUGAUCGUGGGAUUCACCAUUCAAAGGUGAAAGUUAGCCGAAGAGCGAGUUAUCUUUUCAUGAGGGUUGUGAAACUUCUCAAAGCCAAACUCGUGCCUUUUAUCGAAACAAUUUUGCAGAGUCUGCACGACACGGUUGCACAAUUCACGAGUAUGGAUUAUGCGGCCAAAGAUCUUUCAGGAUGCGAAGAUGGGACUCACAUUUUUGAGGCGAUCGGGUUGUUAAUUGGAAUGGAAGAUGUGCCGCUUGAAAAGCAAUCAGAGUACCUUUCGUCUCUGCUUACUCCUCUUUGUCAACAGGUUGAGAUAUUGCUCGCGAGUUCUAGAGUUCAGAACUCGGAAGAAUCACCAUCAAAAGUUGCGAAUAUCCAACAAAUUAUCAUGGCCAUAAACGCACUAAGCAAGGGAUUUAGUGAGCGUCUUGUGACCGCUAGUCGUCCUGCCAUUGGCCUCAUGUUCAAGCAGACGUUGGACGUGCUUCUACAAAUCCUUGUGAUAUUUCCAAAAGUGGAAACGUUGCGCUCUAAGGUUACUUCAUUUAUUCACCGGAUGGUGGAGACAUUAGGAUCAUCGGUAUUUCCUUACCUUCCAAAGGCAUUGGAGCAGUUGCUUGCUGAAAGUGAGCCGAAGGAACUUGUGGGGUUUCUUGUAUUAAUCAAUCAGCUCAUAUGCAAAUUCAAUACUUCUGUCCAAGAUAUUUUGGAGAAUGUAUACCCUGUUAUUGCAAGUAGGAUAUUUGGUAUUCUGCCAAGGGAUACAAUUCCAUCGGGGCCGGGCAGCAACACCGAGGAAAUUCGUGAAUUGCAAGAGCUUCAACGGACGUUCUACACUUUCCUUCAUGUGGUGGCAACACAUGAUCUGUCGUCGGUGUUCCUUUCUACUAAAAGUCGAGUCUACUUGGAUCCAAUGAUGCAGUUAUUGUUGUAUACUUCCUGUAAUCACAAGGAUCUCGUUGUUAGGAAGGCUUGUGUACAAAUAUUUAUCAGAUUGAUUAAAGAUUGGUGCGCGAGGCCUUUUGGCGAAGAAAAGGUGCCCGGUUUUCAAAGUUUUGUUAUCGAGGCUUUUGCAACAAACUGUUGUUUGUACAGCGUGCUUGAUAAGUCGUUCGAGUUCCGUGAUGCAAGUACUCUUGUUUUAUUUGGGGAAAUAGUGUUAGCUCAGAAGGUGAUGUAUGAGAGAUUUGGGAAUGAUUUUCUCCUGAAUUUUGUAUCAAAAGGUUUUCUUGCUGCACAUUGCCCUCAAGAUUUAGCAGAGCAGUACUGUCAGAAACUGCAGGGCAAUGAUAUGAAGUCACUGAAGUCAUUCUACCAAUCUCUUAUCGAGAAUUUAAGAGUACAACAGAACGGAAGCCUUGUUUUCAGAUAGCAUGGCCUCGGCCGCAUUUGAAAUUCAUCACCAACGGUUUGUGUUACUGCUGAAACCAGUUAUGGUGGUAAAAUUUUGUUCUGAACGAGGUUUUGGCCCUGUAAAUAACAUUUAUCUGGCUCAUCCGUUACAGCGAGGUGUAAAUUUCCGAAGCAGUUUCUAUACCAAUCGACCAGUUUCAAGAAUUGAAGUUUUAACAUGAAAGGUCGGAUCCAUAUUCCCUUGAUUCUUAAUCUGUGUUUGUUAUCUGCAAAUUUACAUCAUGUGUUUGUUCUCUAAAUCGAUCAAAUUUUGGUCUCGGAACAAAUGAAGGUUCUUUUACCCCCCCCGAAGACACGGGUCUUCUGAUAUUGUCAUCCGAAAGGUCCCGUGAGUUAUUUGUUUAUUAGAAACUUGUCAUAAAUAUUAUGUUGAAUGUUCGAUUUUCUGACCUUUUUUGGCUGUAUUUGUUGUUAUCGUUGUUAAAUGGUAGAUUGGACGCCGUUUUAGGUCA